UGACGUGGCGGACAAUCAUUGUUGAAAGGAAGCAGCUAUAGAGUGAGCGGAUAACACCAAUUAAAUUACUUUCUUUUUGCUUUUCGAGAGAUAGAGAUCGGAAUGGGGAAGACAACAAGGAAACUGGAGGUGGUCUCGCCGGUUCCGGCCGACAUCGACAUAGCCAACUCCAUCGAGCCUCUCCAUAUCUCCGAGAUUGCUCAGGAUCUCAAUCUCAGCCCCCAACAUUAUGAUCUGUAUGGAAAGUACAAGGCUAAGGUGCUGCUGUCGGCGCUGGAUGAACAUGGAGGAAGUGGAGAUGGGUAUUAUGUGGUUGUUGGGGGUAUAACUCCGACGCCCCUGGGUGAAGGCAAGUCCACUACCACUGUUGGUCUCUGCCAAGCACUCGGAGCUUUUCUUGAUAAAAAGGUGGUCACGUGCCUUCGUCAGCCCUCACAAGGACCAACAUUUGGGAUCAAAGGGGGUGCUGCAGGUGGAGGCUAUAGCCAAGUGAUUCCAAUGGAUGAGUUCAAUCUUCACAUGACAGGGGACAUCCAUGCAAUUACUGCUUCAAAUAACCUGCUUGCUGCUGCCAUUGAUACUAGAAUCUUCCAUGAAUCCUCUCAAUCUGAUAAAGCUCUUUUUAACCGCUUAUGUCCACCAAAUAAAGAGGGCAAAAGGAGCUUCAACGAUAUCAUGUUUAGGCGUUUGAAAAAGCUAGGCAUCUUAAAAUCUACGCCCGAAGAGCUUACACCAGAAGAAAUAAAAAAGUUUGCCAGGCUUGAUAUAGAUCCUGAAUCCAUUACAUGGCGAAGAGUUAUGGAUGUGAAUGAUCGUUUCUUAAGGAAAAUUACUAUUGGUCAAGGCCCUGAAGAGAAGGGUAUGGUAAGAGAAACAGGGUUCGAUAUCUCAGUUGCUAGUGAAAUUAUGGCGGUCUUGGCCCUCACAACUUCCCUAUCUGAUAUGAGGGAGAGGCUUGGAAAAAUGGUUAUUGGGAAUAGCAAAGCUGGUGAUCCCAUUACUGCCGAUGACCUUGGAGUUGGAGGAGCUCUGACUGUGUUAAUGAAAGAUGCCAUUAAUCCUACACUAAUGCAGACUCUGGAGGGUACCCCUGUCCUGGUUCAUGCAGGUCCCUUUGCAAAUAUUGCCCAUGGAAACUCAUCGAUUGUUGCAGAUAAAAUUGCUCUCAAGCUUGUGGGACCAGGUGGGUUUGUGGUUACAGAAGCAGGAUUUGGUGCUGAUAUAGGGACUGAGAAGUUCAUGAAUAUUAAGUGUAGGUACAGUGGUUUAAAGCCUCACUGUGCUAUUAUCGUGGCAACCAUUAGGGCACUCAAAAUGCAUGGUGGAGGGCCUGCAGUAGUAGCUGGGAAGCCACUUGACCACGCUUAUGUGACUGAGAAUGUGGCUCUUGUUGAAGCUGGCUGCACUAAUUUGGCACGGCAUAUUUCAAACACAAAAGCUUAUGGUGUUAAUGUAGUGGUGGCUGUGAACAAGUUUUCAACUGACUCAGAGGCUGAACUUAAUGCAGUGAGGAGUAUGGCACUAUCUGCUGGUGCUUUUGAUGCAGUAAUUUGUACUCAUCACGCCCAUGGAGGGAAAGGAGCGGUUGACCUUGGAAUUGCGGUUCAGAAAGCGUGCGAGAAUGUUACACAACCUUUAAAAUUCUUGUAUCCUCUGGAUGCAAGUAUCAAGGAGAAAAUAGAGGCAAUAGCGAAGUCAUAUGGAGCUAGUGGUGUAGAGUACUCGGAGCAGGCAUUGAAACAGAUUGAGAUGUAUAGCAAACAAGGAUUCAGUGGAUUGCCAAUUUGCAUGGCGAAGACCCAAUAUUCAUUCUCGGACAAUGCUUCAGCGAAGGGGGCUCCUAGCGGUUUUGUGCUACCAAUCAGAGAUGUGAGAGGAAGCAUUGGCGCAGGCUUCAUCUAUCCUUUAGUUGGGACAAUGAGUACGAUGCCUGGCUUACCAACCAGGCCUUGCUUUUACGAUAUAGAUCUUGAUACCACAACUGGAAGAGUCAUCGGUCUAUCUUGAAUUCAGCAAACCAAACUGCAUCAUUGGAUUUUCCGAAUAAUGAAAAGCUAAAGUUGUUGUAUGUGGUGCUUAAAGCAUCCGUGAACUCUCUUUUCUGUGUGGGACAUUCAUCAAACCUUUGCUUAUUGCAUCAUUGCUGAUUUCUUUAA
Messenger RNA from Salvia miltiorrhiza (redroot sage), 2156 nucleotides. Its product is annotated as formate--tetrahydrofolate ligase. Gene Ontology annotation, molecular function: formate-tetrahydrofolate ligase activity; ATP binding. The transcript is spliced from 5 exons. The record is from RefSeq and is a predicted model, not a curated record. The coding region runs from base 103 to 2007 and encodes 634 amino acids. NCBI's taxonomy places the organism in Eukaryota, Viridiplantae, Streptophyta, Magnoliopsida, Lamiales, Lamiaceae.